GGGGGGCCGGGACCCGGCGCGGCGGUUUCAAGCUCCCCCGCGGGCGGCGCGGCCGGAGCCGCCGGGGCCGGGGCCGGGGCCGGGGCCGGGAUGGCGGCGGGGAGCCGGGAGCGGCACCGGGGCCGCUGACAAGCGGGGGCCGGGUCGCCUUCCCACCCACCCCCCCCAGCAUGUACGGCAAGGGCAAGGGCUCCGGUGUGCCCUCGGACGGCCAGGCCCGGGAGAAGCUGGCGCUGUACGUCUAUGAGUACCUGCUGCACGUGGGGGCCCAGAAAUCAGCCCAGACCUUCCUGUCAGAGAUCCGAUGGGAGAAGAACAUCACCCUGGGCGAGCCCCCCGGCUUCCUGCACUCCUGGUGGUGCGUGUUCUGGGAUCUGUACUGCGCCGCUCCCGACCGCCGGGAGACCUGCGAGCACUCCAGCGAGGCCAAAGCCUUCCAUGACUAUAGCGCAGCGGCAGCCCCCAGCCCGGUGAUGGGGAACCUGCCCCCAGGGGACGGCAUGCCGGGGGGGCCCAUGCCCCCCGCCUUCUUCCAGGGACCCGCGGGCUCUCAGCCAUCGCCCCACGCCCAACCUCCGCCCCACACCCCCGGCCCCCCCCCCAUGCUGGGGCCGCACAGCCAGCCCUUCAUGUCCCCUCGGUACCCCGGCGGCCCCCGGCCCCCCCUCCGGAUGCCCAACCAGCCCCCCGUGGGUGUCCCUGGCUCCCAGCCGCUGCUGCCCAGCGCCAUGGACCCAGCUGCACGCCCGCAGGGGCAUCCCGGCAUGGGGGGCCCCAUGCAGCGAAUGAACCCCCCGAGAGGCAUGGCCGGGAUGGCCCCGCAGACCUACGGCGGUGGGAUGCGGCCCCCCCCCAGCUCGCUGCCCGGCCCGGGCAUGCCUGCCAUGAACAUGGGCCCCGGGGGCCGCGGGCCCUGGCCGAACCCCAGCGCCAACUCCAUUGCCUACUCCUCCUCAUCCCCUGGGAACUACGUGGGCCCUCCCGGGGGUGGUGGCCCCCCUGGCACCCCCAUCCUGCCCAGCCCCGGAGACUCCACCAACUCCAGUGAGAACAUGUACACCAUGAUGAACCCCAUCGGGCCCGGGGGCAGCAGGCCCAACUUCCCAAUGGGGCCUGGACCUGAGGGGCCCAUGGGUGGCAUGGGCGCCAUGGAGCCACACCACAUGAACGGAUCCCUAGGCUCUGGGGACAUGGAUGGGCUGCCAAAGAGCUCCCCCAGUAACCUGGGGGCGCUGAGCAACCCCCCCGGGACGCCGCGGGACGAGGCGGAGCUGAGCAGCAACUUCCUGAACCCCUUCCAGAGCGACAGCUACUCGCCCAGCAUGACCAUGAGCGUGUGAGCCCAGCGCCGAGGCCGCCGGCAGCCCCCCAGCCCCCCCCCAGAAAAAACCCUUCGGAAGAAUUAACAAAGCCCCC
Molecule: messenger RNA, 1416 nt
Organism: Dryobates pubescens (Downy woodpecker)
Lineage: Eukaryota; Metazoa; Chordata; Aves; Piciformes; Picidae
Gene: SSBP4
Product: single stranded DNA binding protein 4
Exons: 18
Coding region: 171-1340 (389 amino acids)
Biological process (GO): positive regulation of transcription by RNA polymerase II
Cellular component (GO): nucleus
Molecular function (GO): protein binding; single-stranded DNA binding
Source: RefSeq, a predicted model, not a curated record